AUGCAGCAUGGGCUGACACUAGGUGAGUAUUUGGUAUAUUUGCUAUGGGCCAGCAUCAUUGCAGCGUGCAUUCAAGGGUCACUAAUUGUAUGCGGCGGGGCUGGAGAGGCCGACGAUGACGACAAUAACGGGGUCGAUCUGAGACUCCAGGGGCUGUGCAAUGUAGAUUCAGGUCAUGCGGAUAGAGAAGACCAUGCAGAGGCCUGGAUCAUCGCGAUGUUUCUGCUCCCGGGAGCGACUACAUGA
Molecule: messenger RNA, 246 nt
Organism: Penicillium taxi
Lineage: Eukaryota; Fungi; Ascomycota; Eurotiomycetes; Eurotiales; Aspergillaceae
Exons: 1
Coding region: 1-246 (81 amino acids)
Source: RefSeq, a predicted model, not a curated record